Messenger RNA from Staurois parvus, 825 nucleotides. The record is from the annotation of a GenBank genome assembly. NCBI's taxonomy places the organism in Eukaryota, Metazoa, Chordata, Amphibia, Anura, Ranidae.
AUGGAGGAGGAACUGAUGCACGCUUAUGAGGAGUUUAAUGAGAGCAUUUGGAAAAAGAGGGAACAACAUUCUACAGACCAAUUCAGCAAAUUAUUAGAGCUAGCCCAGGAGAGACAAGCAACUGAACUGAAAGUCCUGAAGGAAUCUACAGACAGUGACACUAAACUGAUGAAGAAGAAGUUGGAAACGAAGCGGUUGGAGAGACUUGAGGCGAUGAGUAAGAAUACAAUGGAUAAAGCUGCUCAAGAAAGGUUAAAAAAAGAAAUAAACAACUCACACAUCCAGGAGGUGGUGCAAGUCUUGCAAAUGGUAUCUGAUAAAUGGAACAACCAGCAACAGAAAUUAGAAGAAAAACAGACUGAGGGUCUUCAAAAAAUCAGAGAGAAAGGAGAGCAGACUCAGAAAGACCUUCAACAAGAAUACCAAGAAAAACUAAAGAGCAUGGAGGGGGAAGUGGCAGAACAGAUACAUAACUGCAUGGCGCCAUUGUUUCCAGCAGAGGCCAAAAGUCUUAAGAAAGAGCCAAUGACUUGUGCACACAUGUGGGAAUUUCUCUUUGCAAGACACGAGAAAGUAGAUUCUUCUGCUGAAAACGGUCAAAAGGAAACAAAAACAGAAGAGGAACCAGAAAAAGAGGCCGAAGGGGAGACUUUGCCAAAUGACCCUCCUAUUGAACCUACAUCUAAAGACCCUUCAGAUGUUGAGAAGUCUAAAGAUGACACACCUUGUAGUGAUGUUUCAGCACAAGAAUCACCUUCUAAACCUGAGGAAGAAGCAAAAGGAUGUGGUGGAAAAGGUUCCUUCCGAAGUGGCCUCUACACAAUG